Molecule: messenger RNA, 2244 nt
Organism: Diachasmimorpha longicaudata
Lineage: Eukaryota; Metazoa; Arthropoda; Insecta; Hymenoptera; Braconidae
Product: facilitated trehalose transporter Tret1-like
Exons: 4
Coding region: 622-2115 (497 amino acids)
Biological process (GO): transmembrane transport
Cellular component (GO): membrane
Molecular function (GO): transmembrane transporter activity
Source: RefSeq, a predicted model, not a curated record
AUGACAUCAAAAAUUUGAAAUCAUCAAAUGGGGAUAAAGUUUGAUAGAACCAUUUUUUAAAUUAACGACGAUAAAGAAGUGUUGCAUAAUUAUUCUGCCGAGAGAGGAUGAAAAUAUCUCGCUAGAUCCGAAUGAUGGCAGGCGGAAAUAAUUACUCGCCUCGGUAGCAGCCAACCGAAGGCAAUAACUGAAGAGCCAGAAGACAAUCGCAGCGAGUCUUUUCUAAGUCGGUGCACAGUGAAGACGGAGGAAACCAUCAAGGUCAGUGAGAUCAAGUUCGCAUGGUUAGAAAGACCCUUAAUUCGGAGGAUGGACCAAUUAGAAGUGGAUAAACACGAAUUUUUUUUUAUCCGUGACCUUCAUGUCAAAACGUCUCAUUUAAUGUAUAGAUUAAACAAAUAUAUUAGCCUCUUGUUCUGAGGAUUGUUGAAUAUACUCGAAACCGGUCUUCUUCUGUACGAACAAUGUAUGCAUUCUUGCUGAUGAUCGCAUGACUAAUUUCAUCGCAUAAGACAUGCAUGGAAGAACAUUGAAUGCUACGUUGUUUCUGUGCAAAUAUUGUCAUUCAGUAUAAAAAAAAGUGUGUUGUGAAUGUGAAGCCGAGUUGCCUUGUCUUCAGAUAUGUUUGUUUUCAAUAUUAGUUCUUCCGGAUGGAAGAGAUGUCGUCAGACUUUGGCAGCCGUAAUCGCGAACUUGUCGACAGUCGCAGCUGGAAUGCUCUCAGCAUGGACUUCCCCAAUAAUUCCACAGCUGAUGAAAGAAAAUACUCCAGUUGGUACAAAGCCGAUGAAUGAUCAUGAAAUAUCCUGGUUGUCCUCGGUAACCGGUCUUGCUUCACUAGUUGCUCUCCUGUUCUACGCAUUCUUAGCUGGAAAAACCAGUAAUAAAAUACUGGGAUGGGUCUCGGCAGUAUCAGCAACUGUCAGUUGGCUGCUCAUAUACUUUGCCAAAAAUUUCUACUACCUUCUGAUCGCUCGCAUUUUUGCCGGAGUUGUCUGUGGACUGACGUUCUCCAUGACACCAGUCUACGUGUCCCAAAUUGCUCAGGACUCUAUAAGAGGGCAGCUGGGGAGCCUUCUCUGCUUUGGCUUCAAUGUGGGCAAUCUUGCCUCGGCAAUUCUUGGGGCACAGCUGUCUUAUCACAAUUUUGCUCUAUGUGGGACUGUCAUACCUCUUAUCUUUAUCGCGGGAUUCAUAUCCCUACCUGAAUCUCCAAUGUAUCUUCUGAGAAAGGGGCAUAUCGACGGGGCUACAAGAUCUCUACUGUGGCUGAGAAAUAAUGACAAAGAGGAAGUGGAUAAUGAAUUAAUCCAACUGCAGAAAUACGUCACGUCUCACAGUAGGAAAACCACUGGGUUGAAGGAGUUAUUUAGAAAUCCGGGGACAAUCAAAGCACUGAUUAUAUCGGUUACUCUAUUUGCUGGCCAGCAUACUUCUGGAUAUGCAAUCAUGAUUACGUAUACGACAACGAUAUUCGAACUUGCCAACACAUCGGUCGACCCCUACAUCGCGUCUGUAGUCAUGUCAGUGAUACAAAUCAUUGGAUCCUGGAUAUCGACGUUGACGAUAGACCGUUUCGGAAGAAGAAAGCUGGUCUUAGCGUCUUGCGCAGGAAUAAUUAUGAGUCACGUUGUUUUCGGAAUUAUGUACGUAUUUCAGCAUCACAAAUAUGAUUUGUCAUCGAUUUCUUGGGUUCCUGUCGUAACAAUGUCAGCCUAUGCACUGGUCUACUCAGCAGGACUUGGUCCUUCAACAUCUGUCGUAUGCUCAGAGAUUUUCAGUCCAGAUAUCGUGAGUUUAGGUCUUUCAGUUGCUCUGUCAACUGAGUUCAUCUCAAAUUUUUGUACUACCCUGGCUUUUCCACUAUUCACUGCAAAGUUUGGCAUUCAUGUAAGUUUUUUCGUUCUCGCAUUCUUCGCUGCUGUUACUCUGACAAUCAUAUUUUUUCUUCUACCUGAGACUAAAGGGAAAACAAAGUCGGAUAUUUUUGCCGAGUUGAAUGGAUCAAGAAAAGCAACUGAGCAUGCAGCCGUGGUUCUUAAUGAAAAAGGAUUGAAUUCAAUUUCAUUGAUGCAGCCCUUUUCUGCAGGGAAAUCAGUCAAUUCUAUCACCUAGUCAUGGCAUUUCCUCAUUUCCCUUUUCUCAUAACUAAGGAAUAGAAAUAGUGGAGUACAAGUUACUCGAGAGUGUGCAAUCAAUGUACAAUCAGCGUCUUAAUAAAACCAACCAAUGAAUAUCAAUCAA